AUGCAAGAGCCCGGGUUUCCCAACGGCGCCGGACUGGCCCCAAGUGCCCCCAGGAAGAGGACGCGGCGGAAGCGCACAGUGUUCAGCGCACAACAGCUUCAGAUCCUGGAGGAAUUCUUUGAGAGGAAACGCUAUGGGACUUAUGAGGAAUUCGAGUCCCUGGCGGCCAGGCUGAACCUGCAGGAGUACCAAGUGCAGGGGUGGCUCAAGAACCGCAGGGCCAAAGACCGCAGGCUGGAGCGACUGCGCGGGCAGCAAGGCCAGGGGGCCCACGCUGCGCCUCAGGAACCAGGAGGCUGGGAGCGCAAUAGCUGUUGCUGGUGUGGGAUCCCUGGAGAGCUGCUGCCGAGAACUUUCCCAAGGACCCAGCCCAGCUUCCUUGCUCCUCUGGGCGGCAUGCUCUGGCGCCCAUAG
This is a messenger RNA of Myotis daubentonii (Daubenton's bat), 414 nucleotides long. Its product is annotated as tetrapeptide repeat homeobox protein 2-like. Gene Ontology annotation, molecular function: RNA polymerase II cis-regulatory region sequence-specific DNA binding; DNA-binding transcription factor activity, RNA polymerase II-specific. The record is from RefSeq and is a predicted model, not a curated record. Lineage: Eukaryota; Metazoa; Chordata; Mammalia; Chiroptera; Vespertilionidae. Gene Ontology annotation, biological process: regulation of transcription by RNA polymerase II. Gene Ontology annotation, cellular component: nucleus.